Astyanax mexicanus (Mexican tetra) is the source of this 3902-nucleotide messenger RNA. Its product is annotated as N-alpha-acetyltransferase 30, NatC catalytic subunit. The record is from RefSeq and is a predicted model, not a curated record. Gene Ontology annotation, biological process: N-terminal peptidyl-methionine acetylation. Gene Ontology annotation, cellular component: NatC complex. The transcript has 4 exons. The coding region runs from base 205 to 1218 and encodes 337 amino acids. Gene Ontology annotation, molecular function: protein-N-terminal amino-acid acetyltransferase activity. Lineage: Eukaryota; Metazoa; Chordata; Actinopteri; Characiformes; Acestrorhamphidae.
UUCACUGCAACAAUGGCGACCGCUUCAGGGCUGUUUGCCGGCAGUGAGGAGCCAGAGGAGCGGCGGCGGCGGCGGCUCUGUUGGAGCCGCGGAGAGGAGCUCUGUACUGUGGAAAUGCAGCUGCUCCGCCCGCGGGAGGCGCUCCGCGGCUGAGGAGCCCUUGUGAAGACCGGUGAACUCGAGCUGUGGACUGUGUCCGGCGAGAUGACCGCGGUUCCGCCGGGGCCUAGCGGCGGCGCGCUGUCCGCGUCCCCGGCCAAGGUUUGCUUCUUCCCCGGGGACGGGUGCGCUCUGCCCGCGGGAGGGGACCCGCUGGAGUGGCCGCUGAAGGACCCUGGGCAGGAGCGGGAGGUGAGAGGCCGCGGCGUGGAGCGCAUGUUCCCGGAGGUUCACACGAACUGUCAGGCGCUGGAGAGGCAGAUAAACGGCUUAAAGUGCGCCGGGCUGACCGGGGUCGACCACAGCACUCCCGAGUCUCAGCCUAGAGCGGCCAUGGAGCUCCAGGACAGCCGCGUAGGAGCUCUGGACGGCCUGCACAACAACAGCUGCAGCAGGCUGUGUUUUCCUCACCACCAUGAUCUCAACACGAACGGGGACAGCAGCAUUCGCGACAGGCUCACUCUACCUAGAACUGAGCUCAGUCACAGCCACACGAGGCUCGAGGAAGGGGCUGUUUUGGCAUGUCAGACUGAUGGACCAGUGGAGCAGCUCUCCAGGUUAGACUUGAACCACUCGCCCUCCAGAGAAACGGGGCCAGCCCAGGAGAUUAAAUAUGUGCGUUAUGAGUCCGAGUUACAGAUGCCUGGCAUCAUGAGACUCAUAACCAAGGACCUGUCCGAGCCUUACUCCAUAUAUACAUACCGAUACUUCAUCCACAACUGGCCACAGCUCUGUUUUCUGGCUGUGGUGGAUAAGGAGUGUGUGGGGGCUAUUGUGUGUAAGCUAGACAUGCACAAGAAGAUGUUCCGGCGUGGGUACAUCGCCAUGCUCGCUGUGGAUUCCAAACAUCGUCGGAAAAGUAUUGGUACUAACCUUGUGAAGAAGGCCAUCUAUGCUAUGGUGGACGGAGACUGCGAUGAGGUGGUGCUGGAAACAGAGAUCACCAACAAAUCUGCCCUGAAGCUGUAUGAGAACUUGGGCUUCGUGAGAGACAAACGGCUCUUCAGAUAUUAUCUCAACGGGGUGGAUGCCUUGCGGCUCAAACUGUGGUUGCGCUAAGCUAUGUUUCUGUCUCUUCUAUUUCAACAUGGUCAAGUUCAAAACAGAUUCCACUACUUCUGUAAGUGUGGGCAUAGAUUCUCAAGGCCAUAUUUUUCUUUGCUGGUCAAACAAAUCCAAGGACUAUGGUGGUGAAGGCGUUGCUAGUGUAAAAGGUUAAAGCCCUCUUAUGUGCUCACAGAGUUUUGUGGCACAUUAAGAGUUAAGGCUUAGCUAAAUGUAAGAGAUCCAGGGGACACAGGAAGUUCUUUUGAACAGCAGCAGAAAUAAAGAAGUGACACAGUGAAAUACUGGGCCCAUGAAAUUUGAGGUUAAGAGUCUGUUUAUACACAGACUGAGGGACUUGAAUGUUGAGUGCAGGUUUGUUUUUUUUGUUGUGUGAACUGUGUGCUUGCUUGCUGUGAGGGUUUGCUUUAAGCAGUGUAGUGUGUAAUAGUAAUGUGCAUAUUGGUGAAGCUGAUGUGUGAUUUUGUGUAUGGGUGGGUAUGAAUGUGUUGCCUGAUAAUCAUCCUGAAUCUUGCAAGCUUGCACUUGGGAUUACUGAGCGUGUAUCUCUGACAUUACACCAGUUGAGGGCCAAUUCUAGAUAAAUUAACUAAAUGCACGAAGGUUGUAGCUAUCAGAUUGAUCCUGAUGUGAUUCUCAAAGCACAAGUGGCUUCUGUUAUUGCAAAAGUUGAAAGCUUACAAGAUCCAGACUGGUAUAAAUCUGGCUGGGGAUCAUGUUGAUUCAGAGAAAGUCUGCUUGUAUGACAAGAGCAUAGGAAUCUCCUCUUAAAUAGAUGUUUUCUUUGCCUGUAAGAACUUUUUGUGUUGCAGUCAGAGGCAAAUGAGCCUUGUAUAGUCCUCAGCAGAACAGUUGGACCUCCCCAUGUAACAUGUUAGAAACAUGUGAAGAACAUAAACAUGGCUUGUUUUUAUUUUUUUAUUGUAUUUUAGUUUUGUUUUUCCAUACAGUUUUUUUUCCUUUAUUUUCACAACUUCACUAUAAAAAAAUGCUCCGUAGUGUUUGUGACUUGACCGCUUUGACAGCAGAAGCCUUAAUAUGCCUUCUCCAGUGCAUACUUGAAUUUCAGCAGUAAGCAGUAAUUUGAAGGAUACACUCAGUUCAGUAACUUCAGUGGGUGGUUCUGUUUAAUGAGAAAUUAAACAAGUCAUUAAAAUAUUAUAUCACUUUUUUUGUAACAUUCUGCAGGUCAGCUGAGUGAUAGCUGUUUACUUACUAAUGGAGCUGGUGUCCGUGUGCACAGCCUCAGCGCUAAAUGCAAAGUGCAAAACUUGCCAUUGGCUUGCCUAUACAAUAUUAACUCUUCAGUGGGCAAACCAUAUUUUUUAAGAUUAAUGAAUCUUCAUCUGAGACCAGUCAAAUCUUUUACAAACUCCCAUUUUGUGGUGCUCUCUUGACAUCCAUUAAGGUAUGAUUAUUUAUCUUCAUGAUUCUCAUUGAAUAAGUAAGCGGAGCUUGAUUUGGUUUCACCCUGUUACUUGUGUAAGUUCAUUUAAGUGUGUUACCUUCUGACAUAUGGGAGUUAAAAAGUUGUGAAUUCAGAAAACUCUUCCUUAGCUCAGAUGCAGUUGGUGUGAGCAAAUGAGACACGAUGCAGCUUAAUGUAUGCAUACGUUUAGUUUUGUUCUAGAAUAUAUGGAAAGAUGUUCUAUUGCACUUUGAUUCAAAAUGCUGCUGGUUUGUGUAUCUAUGUGCAUGUCUGUGUGAUUGUCAUGUGUCUCCUGGAUGCUACUAGGUGGCGUUUCACUGUGUGCUUGUGGAAGCAAUCAGAGUCCAAACUGCUCUCCUGACACCAAAUUGCAGUACUAAAACAUGAAACCUGGGAAGAACAUGGAGUUGGGGGCCAGUCACUUUGCUGUGCUGUGAUGUUUGUGGCCCUUUUUUUUUAAGUUUUGCAUGGGUCUGUAUACACAUACACUGUGGUUAGUUGUUUUGUUAUUCUGAAUUAUUUUGUUCAGAAGCAGAGAGAUUGAGUUGUGUGGAUUAUGUGACUUUUUUUUUUUUCUUUAUGGUCAUAGCCAUCCUUAUUGAAAGCCAGGUUUCUGCUGUCUGUGAUUCAACCAUUUGGAUCUGCCCACUCCUCAGGUGAAUUCAGCCAACCUCAGAGAACAUGAACAAUGCAUAAAGGACUAUAACUGGACUGUCCUUCAUCAGGAAUUAAACAUCAAUGCAGACUGUGAAGCCUUUGAACAAAGGAAAGACACCACAGGGGCCCAUGCUGUUCAUUCAUUGCUCUGACAAGUAUUAACAAGUGAGUUAUGUAUAUUGAUUGAACUGCAUUACAUUUCUGUAACCCCUAAACACUGAUAGGAAUAGGAAAUGGGAUUUACUGGGAUUUCUUGGUGCUUCCCUCAAGAAAACAGUAUUAUUCCUGGAGGUGUGAAAGGUACCUGACAGUAUGUUUUCCAGCCUCUGGUCUACUAGAGCAGUAAGAGUUGGUAUAAAGAAGCACGCUUCUAUAUAUUCUUAAUGCAAAUGGUUGUCUAUGGAUGCAGAACUGUUUGGUUUCUCAUUCUAUAUUUUGUUUGGUGAAGGGUUCAGAGUGAAGUUUUGCAUGUCAUUUUUAGGAAGUUUCUCCUGCCCUGUUUGAAUUUCAUUUAGAUCUAAAAACAUUACAAUAUCUUUUAUUUAAUGUGGAUAGAAAAAAGCCUCAGAAAUAAAUUAUUUGAUUUUUUCAA